AGCUUCCGAUUUUAUCUCCACUAUACACGUGGCAGCCAGCUAAAGCCCCAGCCUUCAAAGCUAAACUGAACUAAACGCUUUCCAGCUAAUUCACCAAGCGAAGAAGCUGAGUUUGGUCUCUCGUUAUCCGUUUUGAAGAUUUUGAAAGCCAAAAACAGUUUUGCAUGGAAGUGAAUUGAAAUGAAUUUAUGAACCCCUUUGUGUGAAAACGAAAAAUAUGCAGAAUUUGGCUCUCAGUAAACCAUUGGUUUCAAGAGGGAAACAUCCCUUGUUACUUCUUGUUGAUUCAUUGCCAUCUUGUGCUAAGUUAUCUACAAGUCCCCUUUCACGUUCAUUAAGAUGUAGAGAAAUAUCAAGGUUGAACUCUGCAUGUGGCAACGUCAGAGCCCACGCGUCUAAUGUUGGUCUUGGAUCUGGGGGCUACGAAGGCAGGGAGGAAAAUGACAAUCAAAAGAUCUUUGUCAAUGGUCCAACCAGUGACGGUUCAUCUGACAAUCAAAAGCCUCCCAGUCGAAUUCCAUAUCCUCUCUCUAUUGCUAUUGUGCUCUUUGGCUGCACUUUAGUAUUUUCAUUGAUUGCCUUUGUGAAAGGAGGACCAACAUUGCUUCUAGCUGCAAUCGCAAAGUCAGGGUUCACUGCAGCAUUCUCAUUAAUAUUUGUUUCUGAAAUUGGGGACAAGACAUUUUUCAUUGCUGCACUCUUGGUGCAAUAUGAGAAAGGAUUGGUUCUUCUGGGAUCAAUGGGUGCUCUUGCGCUAAUGACAGUUCUAUCAGUUAUAAUUGGAAUAAUGUUUCAUUCAGUACCUGCUCAAUUCCAGACAACGUUGCCAAUUGGAGAAUAUGCAGCUGUAACCCUAUUGAUGUUUUUUGGCCUCAAAUCAAUAAAAGAUGCAUGGGACCUUCCUUCAAAUGUAGCUAAGAGUGGCGACAAAAGCGGCCCUGGGCUGGAUGAAUUUGUUGAAGCUGAGGAACUUGUGAAAGAGAAGGUUUCAAAACGGCUUUCCAAUCCACUGGAGAUAAUCUGGAAGUCAUUCAGUCUUGUAUUUUUCGCUGAAUGGGGGGAUCGCUCUAUGCUUGCAACAAUUGCUCUUGGUGCUGCACAGUCACCUUGGGGUGUGGCUGGUGGAGCAAUUGUUGGACAUUUACUUGCAACAUCUAUUGCAGUUCUAGGGGGAGCUCUUCUUGCCAACUACAUUUCUGAAAAACUGGUUGGCUACAUCGGUGGAGUGCUGUUUCUUGUUUUUGCCGUGGCCACAUUUUUUGGGGUUUUCUAGUUAGUUCUUAGGAAUCUAUGGAAAAUGAGAAAGAUUAGUUUCGGAGCUGUUGAUAGAGAUCUGACAGAAUUAGUUACUACAAAAAGAGGUGAAGGAGCUUGGAAUCAAUCUAGUAUGGAGUUUGUCAGCUAUGUGUGGAGUAUAUUUGUACUUCAAAAGCCUCAAGGCUGGUGCCUUGUAUAUUAUCCCUUCUUGUAACAAAAGAGUUACCUGAAAAGUUACAAAGAGAGGAAUCUAGAUGAUGUUACAAAAUGGGUGAAACAAGCUUUACCCCCAUGUCCAACCAUUUUUUCUGUGUCUUGACAAUAAAGACUUGAUGAUAGUUCCAAGAUAUGGAUUUGUAUUUGCAACAGAUUUUACAAAAAGACAAAUGUGUUAUAUUUAA
Messenger RNA from Pistacia vera, 1658 nucleotides. RefSeq names its product protein PAM71-homolog, chloroplastic-like. Gene Ontology annotation, biological process: calcium ion transmembrane transport; Golgi calcium ion transport; manganese ion transmembrane transport. Gene Ontology annotation, cellular component: chloroplast; Golgi apparatus. Lineage: Eukaryota; Viridiplantae; Streptophyta; Magnoliopsida; Sapindales; Anacardiaceae. The record is from RefSeq and is a predicted model, not a curated record. Gene Ontology annotation, molecular function: calcium ion transmembrane transporter activity; manganese ion transmembrane transporter activity.